ACCCUUCUCGUUUAUGUUUUACGGGGAAUCCUCCGAUUAUAUUAGUCUGGUCGUCAUUUUUGUUCUCGCAAGUUGACAAACCUUUUCGUUUAUAUUUCAUGGGGAAUCCCUAGACUUUUUUUUGUCAGUAUACGUUAGUGUUAAUGCAGAAGCUCUUUGCUGUAGCCGGUGUUAUUAAAGUGAAUUCAUAGUGUUCGAAUACUGUAAUGUCUUCAAAAGAGGGAGUUUUUUAUCAUCAGUGUUCUUGGCCAAUAAAGGCUCUCAUGCUAACUUUCCAGCGAAACUGUGUCAAAAAAAUGUCAACGAUAUUUGGAAAAUGGCUAAAGAAAAACUAGAAAAUAAAGAAAAGUUUAUAGAACAUAUAAAUGAUGUUAUACGGCAGUUGAAGGUGAAGGCCACGAAGAAGAAAGCAACAAUGCUUAGUUAUUUUACACAGCUACCUAUGAAAACAUCAAGCAUGCCAACACCACGCCCAGGCACGCUAAGGCCCAAUGUUCCCUCGACUUUAAUUGCUCUUCAACAAAAAAAGGAUUCGGAUGUUGUAGCUUCAUCCACGUAUUCAUCUCAUAUGGAAUCGAUUGUCGAAGUCACUGGGCAUAAAAGCACUGCCGUUAAACGAAAGAUGAGCGAUACCCACGAUGAACAAAGUCAAAAUACUGAUGAGGAAAUUGUGCAGACACCUUCUACGGAACCAUACACGACUUUGAUUGAUUCGGGCUUCACUAAAAAUGUUACAAGCAAGCCGGCUCAAGAUACUCUUAUGAAAAAAAUUAGUCUUCUGCAACAGAGAAUAAAUGUUCUUGCUGAAGCAAGGGACACUGGAAUAGCCAAAGAUGAUGUUCACGAUGAAAUAAAAAAGCUACGCAAAGAGUUGAAAGAAGAAGAAAAAUGUUUAAAGAAAAAAAGAGACUCUGCUAAGCGUGCAAAAAAAUUUCGAGCCAAAGGAAAACUGGAGAAAACUGAACGUCAGAGAAACAAUCCUCCUGCAGCACAACCUCGAACUGGCUCUGGACAGCCCCCUUUAGUUGACUCGCAACCUGCUCUCCUAGAGCUAGAGACCAUAAUUAAUAUUGCCAUUCAUGGCAGCGCUGCUGAUGAACAGAGAUGAUUAGGAGUUGUCUCACU
Molecule: messenger RNA, 1125 nt
Organism: Bactrocera tryoni
Lineage: Eukaryota; Metazoa; Arthropoda; Insecta; Diptera; Tephritidae
Exons: 3
Coding region: 317-1108 (263 amino acids)
Source: RefSeq, a predicted model, not a curated record